This is a messenger RNA of Didymodactylos carnosus, 1035 nucleotides long. Lineage: Eukaryota; Metazoa; Rotifera; Eurotatoria; Philodinida; Philodinidae. The record is from the annotation of a GenBank genome assembly.
AUGUCACAGGGUAGGAAACAUCUACCCUGUACAUCUUUACACACGAAUUUACGUUUAGAUGCUGAAUACGGAUCAACUGAACCGCUCGUUCCUGUGAGUAAUUUUGCCGAUGGUUAUACUGUGUUUAACCGUGUCGAUGAGGUGGCAGUAGCUGGCUACCUGACGACCGUGACGAUUUAUUUCUACAAUCUACCAGUACCACACCUGGCAGAACUUAUAUUUUAUGUCAUCGAUCGAACAUUGGACAUUGCUCUAUUCAUGGUUCUUCAUCAGUACGUGGUACCUCCAGAAACAAUCACAAACAUCACAAAACAGGUAUUUUUGAUACCCAACUCAGCAGGAAUGUGGGUUAAUGAAGGUCAGUAUGUUGGAGUUGGUUUUGGUCCUUACGCUGGAAGUUCCUCUUUUGUCUAUCGAUAUAUGUACAUGAUUCAUCGUUCGAACUUGUCUUUUUAUAUAACUAACACUUAUCCGGCAAGAUUUGCAACAGAUGUUACACGAGGCGCUACAUUCAAAUUUACAAUUAGGUCAUCACUACCGGCUGUAACAACUGUUUCACCACCUAUCACAACCACUUAUGGAACAUUGGACAACAGUUCCGAUUCGGGGGUCUCUAUUAGGCUCACAUGGUUCAUCUAUGGUGAUCAAGUUAAACGUGAUGGCUACGUUCAGAAUCUUUAUGUGCUCACUGGCACUCCCAACUAUUCAUUCUAUUUUAAUAUUGUUGACGCAUAUGUAAUUCCGUCGACAACAAUUAAAGGUUGUACGGGGGUUCAAACCUUUCGAUUGCCCUCUGCUCGGCUUAACAUUACGCAAGGACAAUGGUUGGCUGUCUAUUUUGGUGUCAAUGAUCACGGCAACGUGCAACCGUGGGGUGGUAUUUCCUACUAUGUGGGGAACAGAGAUGGUUUCGCUGUUGACAAUCUCAGUUUUGAUGACUGUAUUGAUAAAAACAAUGGCCAAUAUUGUGCACUUUACAGAUAUACUUAUGGCGUGGCGAUCGCAUUCACCGUUGUUUCACUACCACACCAAUAA